This is a messenger RNA of Necator americanus (New World hookworm), 324 nucleotides long. RefSeq lists its product as uncharacterized. The record is from RefSeq and is a predicted model, not a curated record. The transcript has a single exon. Lineage: Eukaryota; Metazoa; Nematoda; Chromadorea; Rhabditida; Ancylostomatidae. Bases 1 to 324 code for a protein of 107 amino acids.
AUGAAAAAGGAGAACUUUAAAAAAGAAUCGAAGAAAAAAGAAGAAACCGCAAUAGCUUUGAGAAAUCUAAACAUCGUCGCCUUGUGUUCUCCACCAAGAAUAAUCCCAAGUGUAUCUCCCAGAAAACCACCCGGUUUGCCAAAAAUCCACAGUUCAUUUGGAGCGGAGGUUCAAAUAAAACCAAAGUCACCUGUGGUUCAAGAUCUAAUAAACAAGCUGAAAAAGAUGUCUUGCGCAGAGACCGCUGAAGAGAAGUCCUCGACACAAAAGAAGGAGCAGAAUGCUGACGAAACUCUCCCCACUGUUCCACAAGACUUACUUUAA